This is a messenger RNA of Maylandia zebra (zebra mbuna), 1143 nucleotides long. Lineage: Eukaryota; Metazoa; Chordata; Actinopteri; Cichliformes; Cichlidae. The record is from RefSeq and is a predicted model, not a curated record.
UAGAGCUGAGGUAUACAUGAGGCUGCUGUGAUCAGCACAUCACCAGCACAACCUCUCUGACUCCACCUGAAAAGGCGAGACAGUUUCAUCAUCAGAGUCACUGCUGCCAACACAAACGAAGAAGACAUGCUGCCAAUCCGAGCUGUGGUGGUGAUCGCACUUACUGUUUGUCUGACUGCAAACACAUCAGCAGCUUAUCGUUACUGCUGUCGAAGGUACAUGACAGGCAGAUUACCAUGUUCAGCCAUCGAGGGGUACUCAGUCCAGACUGUCACAGAGAUGUGUCCCAUCAAUGCCAUCAUUUUCUACACAAAGAAGGGGAAAGCAUGCGCCAAUCCAGCUCUGAGAUGGGUGAUGAACUGUGUCGAUCGCAUAAGGAAUAGAGCGCAGAGGAUCCACCAGCUCAGCAGCCUGUGAUUCCUCACUGUUUUAUAGUGAACGGCGUCUUAUGGAGCCUGCUGCAAAUGACAAAUAUGCUGCAGAUAUCAACUCAGUUUUAAGAGCUUGUGUAAUAUUAAAUGUUUGUAUUCAUUGUAAAUAUAAGAGUUGUCCAUGAAUUAAGCUGUGGUGAGAAAGAGUAACCAGUUCCAUGAGUGGUUGUGUGGUUUCAGGGAAACAUUGAGUACCUGUUCAGGUCUAAAACCACUUCUGCUUGUGUGCUGUUGAAUUUGUCCACAUUAACACGUGACACUGCAUGCCUCCUUUUAUCUUAGUUCUUUGUUUAUCUUCUCACGCUGAAAGAUUCCAGCUCUGAAAGUUCUCACUGUGAGAAGUUUUCUGGAAGUUCUGUGCCACGUGAUAAAAAACCCAGGAAGUCGUUAAACAUUAAUAGGUGAAUUUCCAGUAACAUAAGCAGAAAGACAAUGUGGGAUCUGUUUCUUUAAAGAACGUUGCAGAGCAGGUAUUUCUUUGUUGACAGUUAGAUGAGAAAUCUGCCCUGAUUUUAAUCUGUAGCUUUUCUGUGGUUAAGCUAGUUUGACCUUUGACUUAGUAUAAUACCUCGUUACACAUUACCUGCAUUCAUUUUGUGUUUAAUCUCAUUGUAUUAUAUUCUGAUUUAUGAAGAUCUUCAUUUUUUGUAUUUUCCAUUUAAUUUUCUGCUUAAACACAGUCAUUUCCCAGCUGUUGGCAUAAAUAAAGUAU